Molecule: messenger RNA, 1235 nt
Organism: Hyaena hyaena (striped hyena)
Lineage: Eukaryota; Metazoa; Chordata; Mammalia; Carnivora; Hyaenidae
Product: D-ribitol-5-phosphate cytidylyltransferase-like
Exons: 8
Biological process (GO): isoprenoid biosynthetic process; protein O-linked glycosylation via mannose
Cellular component (GO): cytosol
Molecular function (GO): D-ribitol-5-phosphate cytidylyltransferase activity
Source: RefSeq, a predicted model, not a curated record
GCAGCCCGGCCGGGGGCGCUGGGCUCGUCGCGGAGGCCGCGGACGCGAAGGGAGGGCGCUCGGCUGGCACGUCCCCUGGGGACACGCAGCGGCCGGCCCCGCGGCUCCGGUGGGCGCCGUCAGCCCUCCUCCCCCCAUCUUCCCGGGGACCCCAGCCGGGCGCCCGAGCGCAGCGGGGCGCUGCGGCCCGGGGCGAACCAGGCCUGCCGCGCCGCCGGCCGCCAUGGAGCGCAGGCCCGCCGCGCCGGGGCCUCGCCUGUGCGCCUCUCGCGGCGCGGACCCGGCGCCCUCGGCCGCUUGGCUGAACGCGGCCCGGGCCGAGGCGCAGCCCGCUGGGCGCCGCGCUCCCGCUGUGGCUGCCGUGUUGCCGGCGGGGGGCAGUGGGGAGCGGAUGGGCGUCCCCACCCCGAAGCAGUUCUGCCCGGUCCUGGAGAGGCCGCUCAUCAGCUACACGCUGCAGGCCCUGGAGAGAGUAUGUUGGAUAAAGGACAUUGUCGUGGCAGUAACUGGAGAGAAUAUGGAAGCAAUGAAGAGUAUCCUUCAGAAGUACCAGCAUCAACGCAUCUCACUGGUUGAAGCUGGAGUGACCCGCCACAGGUCAAUUUUCAAUGGACUAAAAGCACUAGCAGAGGACCAGCCUGACUCUAAACUCUCUAAGCCUGAAGUUGUGAUAAUCCAUGAUGCUGUGAGACCAUUUGUGGAGGAAGAUGUCCUUCUUAAAGUUGUCUCAGCUGCUAAGGAACAUGGGGCAGCAGGAGCAAUUCGACCUCUUGUAUCUACUGUAAUCAGUCCAUCUGCUGAUGGUUGCUUAGAGCAUUCACUAGAACGUGCCAGACACAGAGCAAGUGAAAUGCCACAGGCUUUUCUAUUUGAUGUGAUCUAUGAAGCAUAUCAGCAGUGUAGUGAUUAUGACUUGGAAUUUGGAACUGAGUGUUUACAGUUGGCUCUAAAAUACGGUCACAUUAAAGCCAAACUUGUGGAAGGAUCACCUGAGCUCUGGAAGGUGACCUACAAACGAGAUCUGUAUGCAGCUGAAUCGAUUAUUAAGGAAAGAGUUUCACAACACAUUUGCGUAGUUAUGGACACAAAAGAAGAUGGGAAUCAUGUAGGUCAUCAUCUUGAAGAAAUACUAAAAAAUGAACUAAAUCCUGUAAUAGUCACCUGGAGUAAACUGAAACCACUGUAUUGUGGAUGUUAUGUAAAUGGGCCAGGAAAUCCAGUAGAUCUUCAUCUGA